AUGAACACUUUGCCAACCAACCAGCUGUUCUCCUUAGAGGGUAAAACAGUCAUCUGCACAGGAGCCACUGGUGGGAUUGGCCAGUCUCUAUGUAAGUCACUUGCGGAGGCAGGUGCGGAUAUUAUUUCUAUUCAGAUUCCGAAUGACCCCAAUGCGAGAAGUCUGUCGAAAUGUCUCACCGAACUCGGUCGAAAGUUAUGGACUUUCGAAUGCAACCUUACGGACCCAUCUUCUGUUCGCUCCACCUUCCGCGAUAUUUGGAAUGCGGGGAUCUCGCCCUCUGUCCUUUUAAACUGCGCAGGCGUAAAUCGAAGGCGCCCUUUGACAGAGGUCACUGAUGAGGACCUUGAGCUUAUUCUCUCAGUCAACCUUAAAGCUACGUACGUAGCCGCGCAAGAAUUUGCGAACAGGUUGCUUGAGCUGAAACUCCCCGGGAAAGUGAUCAAUGUUGGUUCCGUUACAUCAUUUCGAGGAAUGUACAAUGUGUCCGCCUAUGCGAGCUCCAAAGGCGGCGUUGUUCAAAUGACAAAGUCAUUCAGCAAUGAGCUUGCACCUCACAAUAUUCAAGUAAAUUGCAUCUGCCCCGGAACACCUCUGACAAAACAGCUAGAGAAUGAUCCGGCAUACAACGAUUUUAUAUUGAAGGCAACCCCCGCAGGUCGCUGGGGGACGCCUGAGGACCUAAGAGGAGCCUGCAUUUUUCUAGCCAGCAAUGCCAGCAACUUUGUCACUGGCUCAAGCUUGAUCGUAGAUGGUGGAAUGGUCGCUGCUUGA
Aspergillus affinis is the source of this 774-nucleotide messenger RNA. RefSeq names its product SDR family NAD(P)-dependent oxidoreductase. The transcript is spliced from 3 exons. The record is from RefSeq and is a predicted model, not a curated record. NCBI's taxonomy places the organism in Eukaryota, Fungi, Ascomycota, Eurotiomycetes, Eurotiales, Aspergillaceae. The coding region runs from base 1 to 774 and encodes 257 amino acids. Gene Ontology annotation, molecular function: oxidoreductase activity, acting on the CH-OH group of donors, NAD or NADP as acceptor.